UUUCUUUGCGCUUGGCGUUUCUCUCGCUGGAUGGAGAAAAUGUAGGCGCGUAAAGAGGUGCAACACUUGUCUGAUCGAGAGUCAGAUGAUCGAUCACGAAGGGGAUGCCUAGUCUGUGUCCAUGACCUUCAAUUUUGUAUGUAUUAAAUUUCUGGUUUAAAAUGACGGAUUUGGCAGCAACGAUGGCUGACAGAGGCCUGGUGCUGCUACUCAGAGGCGGAGCAUGGGGCUUGCCCACAGCUUGCCCUGCAUGUCUUCCCGUUUACAUGUACCUGAAGCUGGCCCGCGUUGCCUUCACUCCUCAAUACGCGACUUUUCAACCCGAUUCAGAUAAUCUUCCCGUACUGGAGUAUGGUGACGUUGUGGGAUACGGUAGUGACACAGGCGGAAUUAUUGGGGUGUUGAAGAGAGAGAGAAUAUGCGACCUGGAUGAAGGAUUGCCAGAUUCAGCCAAAGCAGACGUGAAUGCCUAUACAUCCAUUGUGAAUUCGUGGCUCGCGGAUGCUCUUCUUUACGAACUGUGGCUGAAGGAAAAUGGAGCAACAGUUGCUGAGGUGUAUCUAUCAUCUCUUCCCUGGCCCAUCAAUAAGGCAAUCGAUUGGAAGCAAAGAAGAUCCGUACAAGUCCACCUAGGGAUUAACACCGAAAACGCUUCUGAAAGGGCUGCAGAGUUGUACAGGAAAGCAGCUGCAGCGUAUGAAGCCCUGUCGGUGCGAUUGCAAGAUCAGACCUACUUCAUAGCAGGAAAACCGACGAGCCUCGAUGCGGUUGUUUUGGGACAUAUUCUUUUCAUCCAACAUGCACCUUUGGAGCUGUCUAUUUUAAAGGAAGAGCUGAACAAGCAUAGAGCUCUCAUUGUUUACGCUGAAAAUUUGAAAAAGAAAAUUCUGGGAGAUUUACCCCCCACUAUCUUCCCGAAGGCUUAUUCUCCUCCACCUACAACUGGUCCUUCAAGCAGCAGUAGUAGAGGUACAACAGGGCCGACUACUACAAAGCCAGCCCCUAAGAAGAGAACUGAGAAGGACAAAUUGUUCAGGAAACGGGCCAAGUAUUUCGUAAUAGCCCAAGUGGCUGCGGUCCUCUUGUACGUUGUGUUUGCAGGCAUAGAAGUUGAGGAUGAUGGCAUGGAAGACGAUGGUGGUGUUGAUGAUUAAUGCAAUCGCUGACAUCUAACAAUUCAAAAGACUUGUGAGGCUUGACAUCUAGAAUGAGAUGAGUUCAAGUAGAAGCCAGACACCCGGGUUAUUUUCAGUCGAUGCCACAAACGGAGAACGGAUUGAGAACUCGAGGACAGGACUCGUGGUAAUGUAUCGUGACAAGUUUCUUCAGGCUUGCUCCUAGGGAAGUCCACAGCGGUCACAUACCGAGCUUUUAGUCAGAACUCCGUGAUGUUUCUGGCACAGGGAAAUAAGAUUCCCAUCAGUGAGAUAUCUUGUGGUCAGAGUUUGCAGCUCUAUGAAUAUCAAUCACCUUGCUUCGACAACAUUGAAUUGUAUACUCCUACCUGAUUCCUGAGAAACGGGUACACGAGGAGUUUCUUCACUGUAGAUAAGAGGGAACUUGAGUUUGAGCCCCUGCUAUGGACCGAGCAGAAUGAGGAAAGAGAUAGAUAGAGAGUAAUAACGAUCCAUGUGUUACUGUCCAAUUCAAAGGAAGGGACUGUAGCUGAGCUUGCGAGGAACUUUCUACAUUUUUUGGUGUCGGGGCCUAGCAAUGCCUGACUGAACAAUUUUGAUCUUCGAUGUACAUGAAUCUGUCUAGCAAUUGUUUUGGGACAGAUACAUUUGUUCGCCUUCUGGUCAACGUUGGCAUCAAGUAGAGACUGGGAAACCAAAGAGACGAGGUUUUUUUGUC
Marchantia polymorpha subsp. ruderalis is the source of this 1854-nucleotide messenger RNA. Lineage: Eukaryota; Viridiplantae; Streptophyta; Marchantiopsida; Marchantiales; Marchantiaceae. The record is from the annotation of a GenBank genome assembly.